UUUUAACAUCUCUUCAUUUAUAUAAUUUUCUAACAAACUCUCGCACACCAUCUUGCUGAAUCAUUUUGGAGGGUUGCCAUUUUCUUCAAAUAUUCCGAAAACCCAAAGGUUGUUUUCCGCAGCGGGAGGGGCAGCUCAGCUUAACUGGGUCCGAACUUAAACACUGAUUUCCAAAAGAGAAGUCGGGUCGCAAAGAGAGCAGGAAAAGGUUUCUUCUGGUUGUAAAGAUGCCACAUAAGAGGAGAAGCCAUGGCCAUCACAAAAACACAAAGGAGCAAGGAAGAGCAGCUGCUCCUCAUCUUGAAGUCCAUAGUAGCAAAUUAUAUCCCUCUGCAGUGUCUCAUUAUGGCAAGUCUCAGUCAAGUCAGUCAACACCCAAACCGGCACCUCAGGUCUCUAAGCCGAGCACUGCACAGUUCGAGAAAGCACCAUCAGGAUCCGCCAUGACCGCAAAGCCCGGGGUAGUUAUCACAGCAGCAGGCGGGGCCACAAGGAGUGGUGUUACAGCAGGAGCGGCUGCUAAAGCUGAAACUGCAGGAAAGGAUUCACCUAAAGCCAAACCAGAGGCUUCCCCAGGCUUCCAAGUCAAAGCAACAGUCCAUUCUCCAGCUGCUGGAACAGCUGGAACCACUGCAAAGACCAAACCCAAAGACACAGCCAAGAGCACUCCGAUCACAACAGUCAAAGCCGAGGCACCUAAAGCUGAUGUUGAUAAAACGUCUAAACCAGCUGCAGCAGCUGUGACUGGAAAUGUUUUGGCACAAGCGAAGAAAGAGGACACUAAGACAGCACAAACAAAGGUGCAGGUGGAGGUUCCUCCCUCUGCAGCAAAACCAGCUGCAGCCAAACAGGCCUCUGCUGCGGAUCCACUCGAUUGCCUGGUCAGCACGCUACCAUCAGCUGAUUCUGUUGCACCCUCACAGCCUGCUUACACAAGGCCAGAGGCUGUAGAGCAUGUAGUCACCUUUGAGACAGUGGAGAAGUGUGGAGAAAGGGACGGCACGCUGCCUCCGGAAUACCAAUGGAGAAAUAUGGCUCCAGUUCCUGCAGAUGUAAAACCCAAGGAAGUUCCUAAAACUGAAAUGUCUGCAGCAGCUCCUUCUGUAGCUGCUCCUCCUGCUGAUAAGAAAGCCAAGAUGGGCAAAGCCUCAGAUGAUUUCUCAUUGGAAGCUGCAGUAUCCUCCCCUGCCUCCCAGAAAGCUGCUCCACCAGCUGAUAAGAAAACAAAGAUGGAUGCGGCAGCUACUGAUUUCUCUCUGAAGGCUGGACUGGAUACCAAAGUCAGCACCCAGCUCAAGUCUGAAAAGGGGGACUCCAUCCCUGUGGAAGCUCUCAGUGCUCUCGAUGACAUGUUGGGACCAGCUAAACCAAAACCUGAAUCUCCCAAACUCAAACCUAAAGACAUCAUUGUGGAGAAAAACAUCAAGCCCGAUGUGGGUGUUCGUGUAGGAGAGAGGGAAGAUGCUCUCCCUCCAGGUUACAGGUUUAAAACAGACAAGUUACAAAAUCUGCCUGCUCCUAAACCUGAGCCGACUUUGGGAACCGGUGAAGCUUUAGACAUUUUGUCCGGAGAUUUCACAGCCCCGUCAGCAGCACCUAAACUCCAGGCUCCGGUGGUCACCCCUUCAGCUGCUCCUGCACAGAAGGCUCCUCCUCCUGUUGUCAAGAAAGCUCAGACAGAAAAAGCUCCGGGUGAUUUCGGUCUGGAAGCUGCUCUUUCUGCUGGCAGUGCCCAGAAAGUGGAGUCCUCUGGAAUUCCUCCUGCUUCUGGGAAGAAGCCCACAGCAGUGAACACUGGUGUUGUGGCUAAACCAACCAAGGAUCAGGAUAACUCCAUGUCUCUGGAUGCUCUUAGUGCUCUUGUUGACACGCUGCCUGAAGACAAACCAAAACCAGAAGCUCCCAAACUGAAGCCUCAGGACAUCGUCUCGGAAGGCAAAGUGAAGCAAGAAAAGGGUGUGCGGGUUGGAGAGCGGGAGGACACACUUCCCCCAGAUUAUAGGUUUAAUAAAGAAGAGCUCAAUAAAUUGCCUGCUCCAAAACCCGAGCCUACAAUUGGGAGUGGUGAAGCUCUGGACUUUUUGUCUGGAGACUUCACAUCCCCCUCUUCGGCUGCUGCUGUCAAGGCUCCAGUUGUAAAACCCUCAGUUCCUCCAGCGAAGACAAAAGUGGAGGAUUUGGCCGCUCUUGAUUUUGUAGCUCCAUCUAAAGCUACUGGAGUCCAGGCACCUGCUCCUCCAACAAAGAAAACUCCAGAGAAAACGGUUUGUCCAAUGGAGCAGAAAUCCCAAGUUAUCCAAAUUAAAUCAGAGACUCCAAAGGGGGACUCUGUAUCUCUGGAUGCUCUCAGUGCUCUAAGCGACACACUGCCCAAGGACAAACCAAAACCUGAAUCCCCAAAAGUCCAACCAAAAGACAUUGUCUCGGUGGACAAAAUCAAGAAAGAGGUGGGUGUGCGUGUGGGUGAAAGAGACGACACGUUGCCUCCAGACUACAGGUUUAACAAGGAGGAACUUGAGAAACUGCCCACUCCCAAACCUGAGCCUACCAUGGGAACCGGUGAGGCACUGGACAUUUUGUCAGGAGACUUCACGGCCUCCUCUGCAGCUCCUGUGUGCCAGGGCCCUGUUGGCCCUCCAUCUGCUCCUCCAGCAAAGACGUGUGAUGCUGCCCUGGAUGCCCUGGCGGGAGAUUUUGUUGCCUCCUCUGCAGCUCCAUCUGUAAAAUCUGCACCUUGUUUUCCAGCGCUUGCCGACACGCCGCUGCCAGCAGAAGCAAACAAUGCCCUUGAUUCUCUGUCUGACACUUUAAAGGAUAUCGCCCCCGCUCCGAAGCCCGCCCCUGUUCCUACCAAAGACGUUGUGAAGGAGAAAAACAUUGUUGAGGAGAAGUUUAACAAAAUGGGAGAAAGAGAUGACACUCUGCCUCCGGAGUAUCGGCCAACUGAGGAAGAACUCAAGAAACGACCAACGGAAAAAACUGUUGUUAAAUCCAAGGAGAUGUCUAUGGAUGACCAAACUGCCUUGGACUUGCUGUCUGGUGACUUAUCUGCAGUUCCCCAGCCUCCUGCACCAGUAGACGCAGCCACGACUAAGCUGGAGCCCCCUGUGCUGGACUCGAAGCCGCUGAAGCCAAUGGCUGGUCCUGCUUUGGACUCCCUGGCUAAAACACUGCUCCCAGACGCCUCACAGCAAAAAUCUAAAACAGACAAGCCGAAGGGCAAGAGCAAGUCGAAGGUGAAAAAACAAGAGACACAACCUGCUGUGGGAAUAUCUGCCAAAUCUGGGCACAUCUCGGCUCAGCUGAGCUCCGAUGUUGUUCCCAAGUCUACAACAAAGGGAGGCAAGAGCUAGUUUACCUGGUUGUGAGUAUAAUUCCUCCUCCAGGCCACAGGGAUGCAUCAGUGAGGGAGCUGCUUUCUCAGAUAUUAAAUCUAUUUUUUUAACUCAUCAAGAAUGUAUAAUAGUUGACCGACAGACUUAGACACAACCUAAAACACUUGCUUAUAAAACACACACACAAAUGUAUCUGCAAGCAGCAACUUCUUUCUAAGUUUUGCAUUCAAAGAUAACAAAUCUUUAGUUUUAGUCUUUGGAAAAAAAAGAGUCUAAAGAACAAGAAAAGAGACAAAGCAACUGUGGAAAGAAAGACAAAAACCUUUAACCUUAAAGUCCUGCAUCCUAGCUGGCGUGACACCAGAACAUCAUGAUACAACAGUUGCGUAAGCUUAGAUUGUGUGGGAGCACUACAGAGUGAGUUUGUGUUGGGAUGUAUGUGCAAUCUUGAUGUACACAGAAAAAGCCAAGUUUUCUUUCAAUUUGUGGUUGAAUGCCGUAGAGACACUAUUGUACAGCUUUGUGUGAGUAUGUUUUAAAAAGCGCAUCGUUUACAUGAUUAUGUGGUGGAUUUCCAGGAGGUGUUGUGCUUAUUUCUGUAUCUCGGAACUUUUCACAAAUGGUUGUUUUGUUUCAGCAGAGAAAUAUCUGUUAAAAGAAGGGUCUUUUAGUAUGAAAAAACGCUCCUGGCAUUCACAAGUGUACUCUGUAAACUGAUAUGUUUACAAGCUUUGUGAAGUGCUAUCAUUUGUAUGCUGUAAAAAAUAAAAAUAAAAAAAAGAUUUUCUGCUCUAAAUAAAUACACUGUAUAAUUUA
Molecule: messenger RNA, 4151 nt
Organism: Girardinichthys multiradiatus
Lineage: Eukaryota; Metazoa; Chordata; Actinopteri; Cyprinodontiformes; Goodeidae
Gene: cast
Product: calpastatin
Exons: 34
Coding region: 228-3353 (1041 amino acids)
Cellular component (GO): cytoplasm
Molecular function (GO): calcium-dependent cysteine-type endopeptidase inhibitor activity
Source: RefSeq, a predicted model, not a curated record